CGAUCGUAGAAGAGAGAACAGCGUUACUGCGGUUUUUUAGCAUGGAUUCUGGGAUUAUAUAAACCCGAAUCACUCAACAGAUGUUGCGAGUAGAACCGAAAUUCUCUCAGAAUGAAGGUGAAAUCUCUUUCCUUGCGCAACGGAAGCAGACGCUCUCUAUUUGCGCUAUUCGCGUCGCUGCUUAGCGUUAGCGUCGACGCCAUUCCUCACCAUGGUCUUUACGGUGGGGAUGCCGUUUCUUGCGCGCUCACUAAGACCGUCCAUGCAAGCUAUACGACCACUAAGACACACACAGUCGCUGAAUUGUGUUCGGCCCCCCAGGUGACUUCGACUAUCCCCGUCACCUACACUGAGUACCUGUACUUCACAACCCCAGGCGUGUACACGGUGCCCUGCAGCGGUCCCGCGUCGACCUCUGUCGUUACCACCGUCGAUACAUGUCCCGCAAGCACCGUUUACGAAACUGUGUCGACUUCAGUUGUUACCGCGACUGUCGCUUACCCUACUACGGUCUUCAGCACGAGCUAUGCUGCUAGUUGCAGCUGUUACGAAACUCAGACUUUCAUUUACAACCCCACUGCUUCCCCGGAUUUCUCGCUGCCCCAAGGGGGAGCCGCCGCUACUGUCGGCGGGGGAUCUGCAGAAGGAUCACCAGCUACUACUGCGACUUCUACUACCACCAUAAACGCUGCGGUUAAGUCCGGCAGCUCAGCAGCUCAAGGAUCGUCUCCGUGUAGCGGUUCUACCGUCACUUAUACACUUACUUCAACCUACUAUACCACCUUGAAGGUCCCUACCACCUUAUCAUGUAGCACUCCCACAACUGUUUCUUUGGGUUCGGAGACCGUUACAGUCACCAAUGUUCCUACCGUUACCGUUGUCACUUAUACAACGACAGUUCCUAAGUCUGUCGUUUGCUCUCCAACAGUGACUUACAUAACGGAAACAACCGUUAUUCCCGUUACGGAAACACUCACCUACCCCGUUACCAUAACUACUGACGAUACUCAUAACACUGUUUCUGUCGUUACAUCGACAUCAACGCGGACUUCAUACCUUACUACGCUUGUAAAGCCUACUUUUACAGUAACUGAAGGCUCAGAGUGCACCACCAAGACAGAGUCUGAUGCGGUUGUAGUCGUUGUUCCUACCACCAAAACUCUUACUCAGUAUGUUACUCGCACAAAGUCGGGCGUGCAGUCUCAGGAAUCAGCCGGCAGCGCUGUGACCGAGACCGUCACCUCUUUUGGUGCUGUAUAUACUACGGUUCGCUAUGAAAACAUAAGCACCACUGUUGUUCCCUCCGUCGCUACAGCGACUGUCACGACUGGUAGCGUCGCUUUCACUACGACAAUCGUCAACGGUAAUGCUACUACGGUUGAGAUAGUUGUUCCUACCGGCGUGGUUACAAAAACCGUCACUGCUGGCAGUGUUGGUUUCACUACCACGCUUCCCGUGAGCGGCAGUACUACGACUGUUGAAGUCAUCGUCCCUACCAAUGCCAAGACUGUGACCGAGACUGUGACCCUUGGGUCUGUAGGCUACACCUCAACUUUUGUCGCGGAUGGUACGACCACUGUAGAGGUUGUCGUCCCUACCAACGUAAAAACUGUUACUGAAACUGUUACUGCUGGAUCUGUUGGUUACACUUCAACCUUUGUAAGUGGCAGUACUACCACUGUUGAGGUUGUCGUUCCUACAAACGCAAGCGCUAUUACUGAGACUGUGACCUAUGGUUCUCGUGCAUAUACUACUACGCUUCCCGUCAACGGUAGCACGACCACUGUAGAGGUUGUCGUCCCUACAAAUAUCAAAACUGUGACUGAGACUGUCACUCUUGGUUCUGUUGGCUACACCUCAACCUUUGUAAGUGGCAGUACUACCACUGUUGAGGUUGUCGUUCCCACCAAUCCUGCUGUCGUGACGGAGACUGUCACUUACGGUUCUGUUGGUUUAACGACUAUCCUCCCCGUAAGUGGAAACACUACUACCGUUGAAGUUGUUGUCCCCACAAGUGCCGUAACAGUUACAGAGACGGUUACCUCUGGUGACGUCGCUUAUACUACCUUACUUCCUGUCAACGGAAGUGCCGCUACAGUUGAAGUCGUCGUUCCUACCAAUGCAAAGAUUGUGACGGAGACCGUGACCUAUGGCUCCCGUGCAUACACUACUACGCUUCCAGUGAAUGGUAGCACAACUACUGUUGAAGUCGUCGUCCCUUCCAAUGCUAAGGUUGUGACUGAAACCGUCACCCUUGGUUCUGUCGGCUAUACUUCCACUUUUGUUAAAGACAGCACCACUACUGUUGAGGUUGUCGUUCCUACAAACGCGAGGGUUAUUACUGAAACAGUAACUUUUGGUUCUCGUGGUUAUACUACUACGCUUCCUAUUAACGGCAGCACCACUACCGUUGAGGUCGUCAUCCCUACCAAUGCUAAGGUUGUAACUGAGACUGUCACUCUUGGUUCUAUCGGCUAUACUUCCACUUUUGUUGCAGAUGGUACGACAACUGUAGAGGUUGUCGUCCCUACCAACGUAAAAACUGUUACUGAAACUGUUACUGCUGGAUCUGUUGGUUACGCUUCAACCUUUGUAAGUGGAAACACUACUACCGUUGAAGUUGUUGUUCCCACAAGUGCCGUAACAGUUACAGAGACGGUCACCUCUGGUAACGUCGCUUAUACCACUUUACUUCCUGUCAACGGAAGUACCGCUACAGUUGAAGUCGUCGUUCCUACCAAUGCAAAGAUCGAGACCGAAACUGUAACGACCGGAUCCGUUGGUUACACGUCAACUGUUGUCGGCGGUAGCACUACUACUGUCAAGGUCUUCGUUCCAACCAAUGCUAAGAUUGUGACCGAAACCGUGACCUAUGGUUCCCGUGCAUAUACUACUACGCUUCCAGUGAAUGGUAGCACGACUACCGUUGAAGUCGUCGUCCCUACCAAUGCUAAGGUUGUGACUGAGACUGUCACCCUUGGUUCUGUCGGUUAUACUUCCACUUUUGUUGCAGAUGAUACGACAACUGUAAAGGUUGUUGUUCCCACCAAUCCUGCUGUCGUGACUGAGACUGUCACUUACGGUUCCGUUGGUUUAACGACUAUUCUCCCCGUAAGUGGAAACACUACUACUGUUGAAGUUAUUGUUCCCACAAGUGCCGUAACAGUUACAGAGACGGUCACCUCUGGUAACGUCGCUUAUACCACUUUACUUCCUGUCAACGGAAGUACCGCUACAGUUGAAGUCGUCGUUCCUACCAAUGCAAAGAUCGUGACCGAAACUGUAACGUACGGUUCUCGUGCAUUCACUACAACUCUUUUUGUCAGUGGAACUACGACUGUUGAAGUUGUUGUUCCUACAAAUGCUAAGACCAUGACCGAGACCAUCACCUCUGGCUCUAGGGGAUAUACUACGACACUUCCCAUAAAUGGUAGCACAGCUACCGUUGAAGUUGUGGUUCCCACAAGACCCGCCGUUGUAACUGAAACGGUUACAUAUGGUUCUAUUGGUUUAACAACUACUCUGCCUGCUAAUGGCAGCAUGACCACCGUCCGCAUUGUCAUUCCUGCUGAUUUCGCUUUCGUAACUCAAACUGUCACAUAUGGUAGUGUUGGUCUGACAACCACUCUCCCUGGCAUCGGAAAUACCAAGACAGUCGAGGUUAUUCUUCCUGUAAAGCCCACUACCGUUACGGAGACCAUCGUAUCUGGUAAUGUUGGCUAUACUUCUACUCGUCCCAUAAAUGGAAGUACCGUUACUGUCGACGUCGUCAUUCCUAAAAGACAAGCUACUCUCACACAAACUGUGACAUUUGGAAAUGUUGAAUACACCUCCACUAUUCCUGCUAGCGGUUCUAUUCCUGGUACCGUGAUCAUCGUUGAACCUACUAAGCCCGGAACUGUUACUAAGACCCUUACGUCCGGUUUCGUUCAGUAUAACUCUACUGUUCCCGCGAGCGGUUCUGUUUCCGGAACUGUCCUCGUUGUUGAGCCCACAAAUGCUGAAACUGUCACUAGAACUAUCACGUCUGGAGAUGUGGAAUACACUGCCACUACUAUCCCUGCCAGCGGAUCUGUUCUUGGUACUGUGAUUGUCGUUGAACCUACUAAGCCUGGUACUGUUACCAAGACUGUUACGUCUGGCUUCGUCCAAUACAAUUCUACCGUCCCCGCCAGUGGUUCUGUUUCUGGUACAGUUCUUGUUGUUGAGCCCACAAAUGCUGAAACUAUCACUAGAACUAUUACGUCCGGAGAUGUUGAAUACACUGCCACUACUAUUCCUGCCAGCGGAUCUGUUCUUGGUACUGUGAUUGUCGUUGAACCUACUAAACCCGGAACUGUUACCAAGACCCUUACUUCCGGUUUCGUCCAGUACAAUUCUACUGUCCCAGCAAGCGGCUCUGUCUCCGGAACUGUUCUUGUUGUUGAACCUACUAACGCUGAAACUGUCACUAGAACUAUCACGUCCGGAGAUGUUGAAUACACUGCCACUACUAUCCCUGCCAGUGGUUCUGUCCUUGGUACUGUGAUUGUCGUUGAACCUACUAAGCCUGGUACUGUUACCAAGACUGUUACGUCUGGCUUUGUCCAAUACAACUCUACUGUUUCCGCGAGCGGUUCUGUUUCUGGUACAGUUCUUGUUGUUGAGCCCACAAAUGCUGAAACUAUCACUAGAACCAUUACAUCUGGAGAUGUUGAAUACACGGCUACCACUAUUCCUGCUAGUGGAUCUGUCCUUGGUACUGUGAUUGUCGUUGAACCUACUAAACCUGGUACUGUUACCAAGACUGUUACGUCCGGUUUCGUCCAAUACAACUCUACUGUUUCCGCGAGCGGUUCUGUUUCUGGUACAGUUCUUGUUGUUGAGCCCACAAAUGCUGAAACUAUCACCAGAACUAUUACGUCCGGAGAUGUUGAAUACACUGCCACUACUAUUCCUGCCAGCGGUUCUAUUCUUGGUACCGUAAUCGUCGUUGAACCUACUAAGCCCGGAACUGUUACCAAGACCCUUACGUCCGGUUUCGUUCAGUAUAACUCUACUGUUCCCGCGAGCGGUUCUGUUUCCGGAACUGUCCUCGUUGUUGAGCCCACAAAUGCUGAAACUGUCACUAGAACUAUCACGUCUGGAGAUGUGGAAUACACCUCGACUACUAUUCAACCCAGUGGAUCCGUGCCAGGUACGGUCAUCGUGGUAGUUCCAUCGGCUCAUUCGACUGUAAUGUCGACUGAUUUCUACGCAUCCACCGAUUAUGUUACCACUGUAACUGCCAGCGGAGUCGAUACAGUUAUUGUUGGUAUUCCUACGGCAGAAUGCAACGGUGUCCGUGGUCUUGCAUACGCUGCAUAUGAUUAUGACGAUCCCUCAAAGACCCAGUUCUGUAAGAUGACGGUUACUAACACCAGUGCGUUUACACGACCAGCUUAUUUCGGUUCAUCCAACUUGACACAGACUUCUCCACUUUUCACUGGUGUUUUCAGCAGCAACACUGAAGUUCCUGAAUGGACUUCGUCUCGUUACCUUCCUGCUUACCCACCCAACGCUGCUGCAAUGUCUAAGACAUCUGCAGCUUGCAAGGCUUUGGUUUAUCAAUUUUUCUUCAGGGCUCCUGUUACCAGCACCUAUACCUUCACAGUGCAAAACGUCGACGAUGUUUUCUACGGCUGGUUUGGUGACAAGGCAAUCAGUGGUUGGUCUAAUACAAACUAUGAUGCUUAUGCCAAGUGGAGACGUUCGGCAACUGGUAUGGGAUCAUGGAGUCUUGGUACUCUUCAGGCCGAUAGUUUCUUGCCUGUAAGACUUAUUGUUGCUAACGGAUACAAUGUCGGUGGUUUCAAUUUCCACUUUGUCGACGGUAACGGAGACGUUCUCAUGACAACGGCUUAUACGUAUACUGCUACCUGUAACCAAGAAUUCCUUCCGUUCGGACGAGGAAAUGGAGGUGUGGAUAACUAAUUCUAAUUUAUAGCUUGUAUAGUUCUUUUUCAAAAUUAAUCUAAUAUUUUAUUUUGUACAUAAA
Messenger RNA from Schizosaccharomyces japonicus yFS275, 6016 nucleotides. Its product is annotated as cell agglutination protein mam3. The transcript has a single exon. Gene Ontology annotation, biological process: cell-cell adhesion. Gene Ontology annotation, cellular component: cell surface. The coding region runs from base 112 to 5952 and encodes 1946 amino acids. The record is from RefSeq and is a predicted model, not a curated record. Lineage: Eukaryota; Fungi; Ascomycota; Schizosaccharomycetes; Schizosaccharomycetales; Schizosaccharomycetaceae.